Vitis vinifera (wine grape) is the source of this 2631-nucleotide messenger RNA. Its product is annotated as DNA replication licensing factor MCM5. Gene Ontology annotation, molecular function: 3'-5' DNA helicase activity; ATP binding; DNA replication origin binding. Gene Ontology annotation, biological process: DNA replication initiation; double-strand break repair via break-induced replication; DNA replication. The record is from RefSeq and is a predicted model, not a curated record. NCBI's taxonomy places the organism in Eukaryota, Viridiplantae, Streptophyta, Magnoliopsida, Vitales, Vitaceae. Gene Ontology annotation, cellular component: MCM complex; nucleus. The transcript is spliced from 16 exons. Bases 134 to 2158 code for a protein of 674 amino acids.
ACGCGCCAACCUCAUCAUUUCCCGCCAAAUCCUUCCCGCCAAAAUCUCUCUCUAAAAUCAAUCUUUUUUGUUACAGCAAUGGAGAGAGUUGUAGAGAGGGAAAGUAGAGUGUAGAGAGAGAAAGAGAGCAGAGAUGUCAGGUUGGGACGAAGGAGCCGUGUACUACAGCGACCAAGCGCAGUUUCCCCGCGGCGGAGCUGGCGCCGGCGAUCCCGAAACCACUGCAACCCGCCACUCCGCCCUUCGCAAAUUCAAGGAGUUCAUCAGAGGAUUCGAGAGCGACAAAAAUGUGUUCCCCUACAGAGAAAGCCUGGUUCACAAUCCUACCUACCUUCGCGUCGACAUGGAAGAUCUCCACGCCUUCGAUGCCGACCUUCCUGCCAAGCUCCGAUCUUCUCCUGCGGAUUACCUCCCUCUGUUUGAAACUGCGGCGGCGGAGGUUUUGGUGAGUUUGAAGUCGAAGGUAGCCGGAGAGACGGGAGAGUUGGAGGAGCCGAUGACCGGGGAAGUGCAGAUUCUGUUGACUUCUAAGGAGGAUUCGGUGUCAAUGCGUUCACUUGGGGCUCAAUUUAUCUCGAAACUUGUAAAGAUAGCUGGGAUCACCAUUGCUGCUUCAAGGACCAAGGCGAAGGCAACUUAUGUGACUCUAUUGUGCAAGAAUUGUAAAAAUGUGAAGAUAGUUCCUUGUCGACCAGGUCUUGGAGGGGCAAUAGUCCCUCGUUCUUGUGACCAUAUCCCUCAGCCGGGAGAAGAGCCAUGCCCUAUCGAUCCUUGGAUAGUGGUUCCUGAUAAAAGCAAAUAUGUUGAUCAACAGACCCUGAAAUUGCAGGAGAAUCCUGAGGAUGUACCUACUGGGGAGCUUCCUAGAAACAUGCUUCUAUCAGUGGAUCGCCAUCUUGUCCAAACCAUUGUACCAGGCACAAGAUUGACUAUCAUGGGAAUUUACAGUAUUUAUCAGGCAGCCAAUUCUUCCACCUCCCAUAAAGGGGCAGUUGCAGUUAGACAGCCUUAUAUCAGAGUUGUAGGAAUAGAAGAAGCUAAUGAGGCCAACUCCCGAGGUCCAGCUGCCUUUACAUCAGAAGAUAUGGAAGAAUUCAAAAAGUUUGCUUCAGAAGCAGAUGCUUACAAAAGAAUAUGCUCCAAGAUUGCUCCCUCUAUAUAUGGUCACGAUGAUGUGAAGAAAGCAGUGGCUUGCCUUUUAUUUGGAGGGUCAAGGAAGAAUUUACCAGAUGGUGUGAAAUUAAGAGGUGAUAUCAAUGUGCUGCUUUUGGGGGAUCCAUCCACUGCUAAAUCACAGUUUUUGAAGUUUGUUGAGAAGACUGCUCCAGUAGCUGUUUAUACAUCAGGGAAAGGCUCAUCAGCUGCUGGUCUUACAGCUUCGGUGAUUCGAGAUAAUAGCACUCGUGAAUUUUAUCUAGAAGGAGGAGCAAUGGUUUUGGCAGAUGGAGGUGUUGUCUGUAUUGAUGAGUUUGACAAAAUGAGGGCAGAGGACAGGGUUGCCAUUCAUGAAGCCAUGGAACAGCAAACCAUAUCCAUUGCCAAAGCGGGAAUAACAACUGUGCUUAAUUCUAGAACUUCUGUGCUUGCAGCUGCUAACCCACCAUCAGGACGUUAUGAUGAUCUUAAGACUGCUCAAGAUAACAUCGACUUGCAGACAACAAUUCUUUCAAGAUUUGACUUGAUUUUCAUUGUGAAAGAUAUCAGGAUGUACAGUCAGGAUAAGAUAAUAGCUAGCCAUAUCAUAAAAGUUCAUGCAUCUGCUGAUGCAACCUCUGGUGACACUAGAACUUCUAAAGAAGAGAACUGGCUGAAGAGGUAUAUACAGUAUUGUCGAACCGAAUGUCAUCCUCGCCUGUCAGAUUCUGCAUCCACAAUGUUGCAGAAUAAUUAUGUCAAAAUCAGACAGGAUAUGAGACAGCAAGCAAAUGAAACUGGGGAGGCAGCUGCCAUACCAAUUACUGUAAGACAACUAGAAGCUAUCGUAAGGUUAAGUGAGGCACUUGCAAAGAUGAGACUGUCCCAUGUAGCAACUGAGGAGAAUGUUUUGGAAGCAAUAAGGCUUUUUAAUGUUUCCACAAUGGAUGCAGCGAGGUCUGGAAUAAAUGAACACAUGAAUCUUACUGCAGAAAUGGCAAAUGAGAUAAAGGCAUGUGAUUGACACCCUCACCUCCAUUUUCUCUUUUCUUUGUUUCUUAUUUUUACUAACACUUGGGUUCCCCAUGAACAGCAAGCUGAAACACAGAUAAAGAGAAGAAUGGGAAUUGGAAGCCACAUAUCGGAGAGACGGCUGAUUGAUGAUAUGACCAGGAUGGGAAUGAAUGAAUCUAUUGUAAGAAGAGCUCUGUUAAUUAUGCACCAGAGAGAUGAAGUUGAAUACAAGAGAGAAAGGCGCAUUAUUGUUCGAAAAUCUUAAUUUGAUUAUAUAACAAAGGUUUACAGUCACUGAAUUUUGAUUUGUAAUGGUAAGGCAUCAACUGCAGUAGUAGGCUGUGGUUUGGAUGGCAGCCUUGUAGAGUGAUUUAUACUCCUACAAGCUAACGAUCACCAAUAUGGGCUUAGUUUGACAACAACAGAAUGGUUGUAUUAAGAUAUUGUUUUUUUCAAAAAUAUCUUCCAUAUGGUGUUGAAUUA